Molecule: messenger RNA, 1520 nt
Organism: Sphaerodactylus townsendi
Lineage: Eukaryota; Metazoa; Chordata; Lepidosauria; Squamata; Sphaerodactylidae
Gene: DPEP1
Product: dipeptidase 1
Exons: 10
Coding region: 123-1406 (427 amino acids)
Biological process (GO): proteolysis
Molecular function (GO): metallodipeptidase activity
Source: RefSeq, a predicted model, not a curated record
GGGCGAGUCGUUCUUGCAACCAGAGGCAGAUUUCUUGGAGCUCCGCUUUUGGAUUGCCCUAAAAGGAAAAGUGGGAGCCCUUCUCGGAGUUCCUCCGCACCCUGCACCGGUCUCUCCCCAGAAUGCUGCUGCUGCUGCUGCAGGGGUGCCUGUUCUUCUCUGGCCUUUCUCUCUGCUCUGCAGAUCCAUUUUUGCUGGAGGCCCAAAGGCUGAUGAGCACGACUCGUGCCGUGGAUGGGCAUAACGACUUACCCUGGCAGCUGCUCAAAAAAUUCAACAACCAGCUCUCCUUGCCGGCGGCUAACCUGUCUGAACUCCAAGGCACCCACACGAACAUCCCUAAGCUGAUGACGGGACUCGUGGGAGCACAGUUCUGGGCGGCCUAUGUGCCCUGUGAGACCCAAGACAAGGACGCUGUGAAGAGAACCCUGGAACAGAUUGACGUCAUCCAUCGCAUGUGUCUUAAAUACCCAGAAACCUUUGCGUGUAUCAGCGACAGCGAAGGGAUUGAGGAAGCCUUCCGGACGGAUCACGUGGCCAGCCUGAUUGGCGUGGAGGGCGGGCACUCCAUCGAUAGCAGCAUGGGCGUCCUGCGCACUUUCUACCGGUUGGGGGUCCGCUACAUGACCCUCACUCACAGUUGCAACACUCCCUGGGCUGAUAACUGGCUGGUGGACACAGCAGAUGAAAAGCCAGAGCACCACGGAUUGUCCGACUUCGGGAAGCGUGUGGUCAAGGAGAUGAACCGCUUGGGCAUUAUGGUUGACCUGGCCCACGUCUCUGUGGAGACCAUGAAAGACGCCUUGAAUGUCUCCGAGGCACCCGUGAUCUUCAGCCACUCCUCUGCCUACGGGAUCUGCCCCCACCAACGCAACGUACCAGAUGAUGUGCUUCAGAAAGUGAAAGAGACUCGCGGCCUCGUGAUGGUCAACUUCUACAGUGAUUACGUGUCCUGCAGUCAUCAGUCAAACCUCUCGCAGGUAGCUGAUCACAUGGACUACAUCAAGCAUGUUGCUGGGGCCGAGGCUGUCGGACUUGGAGGAGAUUACGAUGGUGUUGGCAGAGUCCCAGUGGGCUUGGAGGACGUCUCCAAGUACCCAGACUUGGUUGCAGAGCUGCUGCGGAGGAAUUGGACGGAGACCGAAGUGAGAGGCGCCCUGGCCAAGAACCUGGUGCGAGUUUUCCAUGAAGUGGAACAGGUGAGGGACAGGAUGCUUUCUGAAGAAGUCCCACCUGAUGACGUGCCCAUUGCCUUCGAGGCGCUGCAGGGGUCGUGCCGAACCCGGUACGGGUACCCUGACGACAGCAGGGACCCUGACAACAGUGGGGACCCCGACAGUGGGGACCGUCCCACAUACCUCCCCGCUCUGCUUGCACUCUUUUUCCUGGCUGGCUGCCUCCUGUAGAAGCCCCCCAUCCACAGAACACUGCCUGAUCAAGUUGUGAUGUGAGCCAGCACCUCCGUGCAAGGAAAUGCAGAAUCAUCAUCUCAGUUCUUCCCAUGAUGGGGGUGUGUGUGU